Messenger RNA from Penicillium cataractarum, 201 nucleotides. RefSeq lists its product as uncharacterized. The transcript has a single exon. The coding region runs from base 1 to 201 and encodes 66 amino acids. Lineage: Eukaryota; Fungi; Ascomycota; Eurotiomycetes; Eurotiales; Aspergillaceae. The record is from RefSeq and is a predicted model, not a curated record.
AUGACCACUCUGUCUGGUCUUCGGAUCGGACAGGAAUUUUUGAACAAACAAGUUGCCCCAAGUCCCUUGGCUGUUCAGCCAUCGGGCUUGGAUUCGGUGCUCGUUCAGACAUGGCCCUACCAUUUGGGAUGUGGCCGGCCUGAUCAGCGCUGUCUCGGUCUUCUUUUCACUACUGUUGCCACCCAAGUUGGUGGUCCUUAG